UUGGCCAUACAUUUGUUUUUGAUUGAGCCGAUCUCUGCUCUUCCGCCCAGAGACAAAGAGAGAGAGAUAAAAAGAAAAAACAGAACACGAAAAUACCUUCCAAUUUACUGGUGUGGUGUCAAUCACGGGAAAACACGUGGUGCCCAUCCAUUCCCUUUGUUCUCUUUUUCGAUUUGCCUCGAUACACAUUCGACUACUCGCGCAAGCAAGGUGGCAAGGAAGGGAUAGAGAGAGAGAGAGAGAGAAGGAAGGAGAGAAGGAAUGUCUUUGAACCGGAGCACAAUGGAGCAUGUUAUUUACGAGGAUCAAUUUGGCGAUUUUCUGGUAUCCAUAUUUGGAAAUCCUGUCGCGAUGGUCUCUGCCGCCACUGGUGGAUGGUAUUGGGGCUACAAAAUGUGUCUCUGGUACGCCUGGUUUAUGUCCACUCUGGGAUUCGCCAGUAUCGGGAAUUUAACAGUGAUGGCCGUCGAGCGUUGGCUGCUGGUGGCCAGGCCGAUGCAAGCUUUGUCCAUAAGGCACGCGGUCAUACUGGCGUCCUUUGUCUGGAUAUACGCGCUCUCCCUCUCCUUGCCGCCAUUGUUCGGCUGGGGAAGUUACGGGCCGGAGGCGGGGAACGUGUCUUGCAGCGUGUCCUGGGAGGUCCACGAUCCCGUGACCAACAGCGACACCUAUAUAGGAUUCCUGUUCGUGCUCGGCCUGAUCGUCCCAGUUUUCACCAUCGUUUCCAGUUACGCGGCAAUCGUGCUGACCUUGAAGAAAGUGCGCAAGAGGGCAGGUGCAAGUGGAAGGCGCGAGGCGAAGAUUACGAAAAUGGUUGCGUUAAUGAUAACGGCUUUCUUACUCGCUUGGUCACCUUACGCUGCCCUCGCGAUCGCUGCGCAAUAUUUCAACGCGAAACCGUCGGCAACCGUGGCCGUGCUCCCAGCCCUGCUGGCCAAAUCCUCCAUCUGCUACAAUCCUAUAAUUUACGCCGGUUUGAACAACCAAUUUUCCCGUUUCCUGAAGAAGAUCUUCGACGCGCGAGGCUCGAGGACCGCGGUCCCCGACAGCCAGCACACAGCGCUGACCGCGUUGAACAGGCAGGAGCAAAGGAAAUGAGGACCGCUAUCCAUCGAGCGGGCCAAGCUUCGAGCUGAACGCUCAACGAAACGUGAAAUCGUUGGAUAUAAGCGUUGUUUCAACAGACCGUACAUCGAUAUAUCAAAAGAUAAUUUAAUCUCAAUAAUAAACUCGCCUCUUUCUUCUCUUCUUAACCUUAACCUCGCCUCGUCAGCUUCGGAUUUUUUUUUCUUUCUUUACACGAUCGCUCGAGAGGAGAACUCUUUCUUCAUUUCCUCCUUUUUUUUUUUUUUUUCUCCUUCGAAUCUGCACGUUUUGAAAAUGAAAAGAGAUUUUUUUUUUUUUAAGAAGAAAGGAAGGUUGGAAGGAAAAUUUGGGUGAAAGGUAAACGGUCUUUCCAUGCGAGCGAGAAAUUACGUUACGCCGUGUUAAUCGAUGAUCUCGUGUUCCUUUUCUUCGUUCACGGAUGCGUGGGUUAGUGUGACGAACGAGCAAGAGAAACGAGUCUGUAAUAUUUUAUUUUUCGAACGAACGGAAUUGCCGCUUCCUUCCUUCGUUAUGAAGGGAUUUAUCGAUUCUAAGAAAAAAAAAAAGAAAAGGGAAGAGGGAAAUUCGACAAAAGAAAAAACGUAACGAUGAAAAGCGAUUUCGUUAAUACGCCGCAUUACCGGUUAGAAGAGCGGCGUGGAAUCUGGGUAAAAUUUCACGGAUGGCGCAGCGAAAUUGCGCAGAGAGAGAGAGAGAGAAAGAGAUAAGCAAAAGGAGGCCACAUAGAAAGUGUUAAUCGUUAAACAGAACGCAAGUGAUCGCAGCAACGUUACCGAAAGAGUACAACAAGAAUUUUAAUUAAACUCCAUUUACAUCACACACAAUCCACCGUUUUAAAGUCCAUAAGGCUUUGUGGCUAAUGGUAAAUGAAGCCGCGUGUGUGGGAAGAAGAACGUAUAAAGCAAUGAAGCAAUUACCGGGUCGGUUAAGAAUCGAUCGUAAAACAGACAACAACACGUUACCCGGCAAAAAUAGUCGAUAACCAAUCAAAUUUUCACCACCCCUAAUGGAACAGAGAGAUUUCACGCCCAUAGAAUAGUAAUAAGUUACACACUGUUAUUUUUUCCCUCCCUCCUCCUCCCCCCGCUCUCUCCCUCUUUCUCUCUCUGCCUAUCUCUUUCUCUCGAGAAGGGGGCGGGGAGGGGGGGGAAACGUCAUCAAACGGCACACGUUAUGGGCUAGGGGAG
This is a messenger RNA of Apis mellifera (honey bee), 2294 nucleotides long. RefSeq names its product pteropsin. Gene Ontology annotation, molecular function: G protein-coupled receptor activity. NCBI's taxonomy places the organism in Eukaryota, Metazoa, Arthropoda, Insecta, Hymenoptera, Apidae. The coding region runs from base 262 to 1098 and encodes 278 amino acids. The transcript is spliced from 6 exons. Gene Ontology annotation, biological process: G protein-coupled receptor signaling pathway. The record is from RefSeq and is a predicted model, not a curated record. Gene Ontology annotation, cellular component: membrane; photoreceptor outer segment.